AUGAUGUGUAAUUAUUUACCAUAUAAAGGUAUUAAAUGGUGUAAUCCUGAUUUGUGUAAUGCAGAAAAAAUUUUGAGAAAGAAAGAUGGCAAGGAAAACGGCUAUAUUCUCGAAGUAGGUUUGAAAUAUCCUGAAGAGCUUCACGAUCUUCAUUCUGGUUAUCCACUGGUUCCACUGUAUUUGAUAAUAAAGAAUUACCAAAAUUAACCACAACUCUAUAUGAUAAGAAAAAAUAUAUUCUAUAUUAUAUUAAUCUUAGGCUUUAUUUAAGUUUAGGUUUAAAAUUAGAGAAAAUACAUAGGGUAAUAAAAUUUAAUUAAAAAGAUUGGUUGAAACCGUAUAAAGAAUUUAACACAAAUCUUCGUUCAAAAACAGAUAAUAAAUUUGAAAAAGAUUAUUAUAAGUUAAUGAACAACAGUGUAUUUGGUAGGACUAUGAUGAACACUAAGGAAUAAUGAAGAUAUAAAAUUCAUUAAAGAUGAAAAAAAAAAAAUAGCAACUAUUUUUACAGAAAACUUAGUAGCUGUACAAAUAAAAAAAAUUAUGGUUGAAUUAAAACAAACAAUUUAUUUAGUAAUGUGUAUUUCAGAUUGAUAUUUAUAAUUGUCUAAACGAAAAAAAUCCAAAAUAUGUAAAACAGAACACUAUUAGAACAGAAAAACAUGAAAUAUAUAACUUUGAACAAAACAAAAAAGCUCUUAGUGAAUAUGAUGAUAAAAGAUAUAUUCUAGAAAAUGGUACGAAUACUUUAGCUUGGGGACAUUCUUUAACAAAAGUAGAAAGAGAAAAUUACAGAGAAUACCUUGAUAAAUUAAUAUUGAUUUUAUAAAGUAAAAUAAUAACAAUAAAAAAGAAUGAUAAUUUUAAUAUAAAUUAUUUUUGAGAUAUAAUCUAUUUCACACGCAAUACAUAACAUAUAACAUUAUUUAUUUUUGUUAAAGAGAACUAUACCUAGUACAAUGUUUAUGUAAUAAUUGUUUUCAUUAUUAUCUUUUCAAUUAAUUUUUUGAAUAUUAUUUUUAAUUAUUGUUUAGUUUAUUUUUUUUCAAAAUCCGAAAGUACUCAUUAAGUGUAGAUGAUACAAUAUUUUGGCGAUGAGUUUGUUUUGAUACAAAGUUGAGUCCAGGUUCAAUUUAUUUGCAAAAAUAUAUCGUGUAACAAUUUUCUUCUUACAUAGAUCUUUUUUUCUAAAAUAUUCUAAGAAAUUCGAGUGUGUAUACAUUGAUGUACUGUAUGCAAACGAGUAAUAAAGGAUUUUAAAUUAUUAACGAUUAUUUUGUUCGUAAAGUGAUGAAGAGGAAAGUGAUAUAGAUGAACAGUUGAACAAUCAAACUGAAGAAUUAACCCGUAACGACGUCAUUUUCACAUCUGACGAGUCGAAUACCCAAGAGUCUUACCAACGCAACUUGCGGUAAGUGGAAACAUACUUUAAAAAAUUAAAUACAUCUAUAAACUAUAUACUCAUCGUAAAACUUUUUUAUUUGGAUAGUAAUAAUGGAAGAGAAACGCAAAGAUCUACGUCUUUUCCUCAGCAAUUCAUAAGAAUAGUGUUUAUACAGCAAAUUAAUUCAGAAAGGUAAAAAUGAAAUAUAUUAUAGCACAGAAUUUUUUAAAUUUAGUUGUUGGCGGAAAUAACACAGGACUAGGAUUUAUAUUUAAUGUGCAAUAAAAAAAUUUUAAAAUAUGGAAAGAAAAUGUUUUAUUAUUUCAAUACAUUUUGUUGUUUGUUUUGAUUUUCUAAUGUAUUUUCGACGUAAGAUCGUUUAGAUUCAGCAUUUACAUUAAUAGUUUUUGUAUUUAAAUGAUGUUUUUAUAAAUAGUACUCACUUUUGUUUAAACCACUUAAUCUAUACAAUGAAAAUGUCCUUAACUGUACGAUAAUAAAUGAAAUGAAAUAAAUUAUUACUGUCUCACAAUAUAAAUGUGUCGUUAAAUAAUGAGUAGGUAUAUCUAUCCGUCAACCGAUCAAGAUAAGAUAAUAAAAAGUAGUAUUCUAACGACAUUUCAAAUAAUAAGCCAAUAAUUAUAGACAGUAUUUAAAUAAUGGCUAUUUAAAAUUAACAAAGUUAUAAAUUCAAGUUUAAAAUCUAACUUAUAUAUCAAAAUAUCUCAAAAACCUAUAAACACGAAAUUACAAACAUUAUGUUCAAAAUAUCUAAAAAUCGAAACAAAAAAAAAAGUCACAUCGUUCUUUUUAUGUCUAUCAAACUAUUCACAUCAUUAAUCGAAGAAGUCAUUUUCAUAAUGUCCCAAUAAUUGUUCAAUUAUUCUUUUACACUCACGAUAAAUUUUAUAUUUUCCGUUAUUAACAGAAGUGAUGUGUUUAAAAAUACUAUUAUAAAAGGUAUUCCAUUUAUUGGACCAAAAAAAAUUACUAAUGACUGAAUUAAAGAGUCGACAUCUGUUAUAUUCAAUGUUUAUUAUGUAUAUGUUUAUUAUACAUAAAGAUUCGAAAUUACUUAUAUAGGUUAGAUGUUACAAUAUUUAGGCGAUGAGUUUGGUUUGACACAAAUUUAUGUCCAAGUUCAGUUUAUUUGCAAAGGUAUAUAUCGUGUAACAAUAUUCUUCUUACAUAGAUCUUUUAUUCUUAAAUUUUCUAAGAAAUUCGAGUUUGCAUACGUUGAUGUACUGUAUGCAAACGAGUAAUAAAGGAUUUUAAAUUAUUAAUGAUUAUUUUGUUCGUAAAGUGAUGAAGAGGAAAGUGAUAUAGAUGAACAGUUGAACAAUCAAACUGAAGAAUUAACCCGUAACGACGUCAUUCUCACAUCUGACGAGUCGAAUACCCAAGAGUCUCGUCAACGCAACUUGCGGUAAGUAGAAACAUACUUUAAAAAAUUAAAUACAUCUAUAAACUAUAUACUCAUCGUAAAACUUUUUUAUUUGGAUAGUGAUAAUGGAAUUGAAACCCAAAGAUCUACUUCUUCCCCUCAGUCAUUUGUGAGAAGAAUUUAUAUACAACCAUUGUUUUCACAGAGGUAAAAAUAUAAUAUAUUAUAAUACAGAUUUUUUAAAUUUGGUCGUUGACGGAACUCAAACAUUUCAAAACCUGAAUUUAUUUAAAUUUAUACUCCGCUAAUUGAAUGAAAUAUUGAAUAAAGGUGGUUAUUUCAAAACUUGAUUCAUAGUGUCCACGGGGCCAUCCUCUCGGAAAACAGUAACCUACAUUAUAUAGCAACGAUUGUUGAUGAAAUUUUAGGAGGGUGGCAGUAAAAUUUAAUGAAUAUCUGCAACCAAUGGUUAUCAAAUACUAAUGAAAUACGAUUCCGAGCUUAUUUCGGUUAAAAGUGUUUCUUCAUCUGCAAUACAUAUGUCAUAAGUAAUUGCCCUUGCAUUAUGAAUUUUAAGACCAAUUUACUGCGAUAAACACAAUCGUCUAUUAACAUAAUAAUAAUAAAGUACUCGAAUUUACAUUUGAAAUUGGAAUAUAACUCCAAGUUAAAUAACAUUAACACAGUGACCUAUGCGUAUUAAUCUAACAUAUAUGUAUUACAAUUUUAAUUUCGAUUGUUUCGUUUGCAUCAACACGCACCGAGAUUGUUCGAUCUUAAACCCGUUUCACAACAUACUAGAUUUUGUGUUAUCUCUACCGUACAAGCUAAUUAUAAACAUUAGGUGCCACCUGAUGUAAUAUACCAUGUUCUAUAUUCUCUGCACUUCAUGAAAUAUGAUCAAAGCCGGAAUAAUAAAAUUAGUGACCUUGGGUCAAUUGAUUUUUCGGGGCUUUUAUUUUACAAAAAAAAAGUAUUUUCCUGAUAUCAUGUCAAUUUAUAUGUGUUAGUAUAAUAAGAAUAAUAUUUCCCUAAGAGCCCAUAUGUAAAUUAAGUAGUUAAUUUAUUGAAGAAUACACUUUAAUUAGGUUGGAAAUAAAAAUUAUAUAGAAGUAAUAAAAGAUCACAAACAAAUGAUUAUUUAAAAUAUUUUAAUGAGGAUUUAACCAAUAUUAAUGUAUCUAAAACGUCAUCAAUUAAAAGUUUUCAACAUGGCGAUUUUAAAUUCGAUAAAAUUGUUAAUGCAUUAAAAACAUUCAAACGUUCAAAAUAUGUUUAUUAUACAUAGAGAUUCAAAACUAUAAAGGUUAGAUGAUACAAGAUUUUGGCGAUGAGUUUGAGUUGAUAACAAUGAUUGCAUGUUUAUGGCCAAGUUCAAAGUAUUUGAACAAUUAUAUUUCAUAUUACAAUUCUCUUCUAACGUAUAUCCUUGUUUCUUAAAUUUUCUAAGAAAUUUGAGUGUGUAGACGUUGAUGUACUGUAUGUAAGUUAGUAUUAAGAGCUUGUAGUUUAUUUACGACUAUUUAAUUCGUAUAGUGUCGAAGAAGAACCAUUUCGUCAUGAUUUAGAUGAAGAACUGAACAAUCUAAUUGAGGAAUUAACUCGUAAUGACGUAAUUAUAAUAUCUGACGACUCGGAUUCCGACGACUCAAACCAACGCAACUGGCAGUAAGUGGAAAACUAGUUUUCAAAAUUAAAUACAUCCAUAAACUAUAUUCCCAUCGCGUAACUUAUUUGUUUAAAUAAUGGUAACGGAUGUGGAACGCAAAGUUCUACAUCUUCUCUUCAGCUAUUAAACAUAUUAUUAUAUAAGGUAUUUCCUUUAUUGCAUCAAAACGAAUUUCGAACGACUGAACUAAAGAGUUGACAUAAGUUGUAAACAAUAUUUAUUAUGUAUAUGUUAAUUAUACAUAGAGAUUCGACCUUGCUUAUAUAGGUUAGAUGAUACUAUAAUACGGAGAUGAGUUUGUUUUGACACUACUGAUUGCCAGAUAAUGUCCAAGUUAAAAUUAUAUGCACAAUUAUAUAUCAAAUUAUAAUUCUCUUAUAACAUAGAUCUUUUUUUAUUAAAUUUUCUAAGAAUUUUGAGUAUGUGGAGAAUAAAUUACUGUAUGUAAAUUAGUAUUAACAGCUUGUAGUUUAAUAACNAUAAGUUGUAAACAAUAUUUAUUAUGUAUAUGUUAAUUAUACAUAGAGAUUCGACCUUGCUUAUAUAGGUUAGAUGAUACUAUAAUACGGAGAUGAGUUUGUUUUGACACUACUGAUUGCCAGAUAAUGUCCAAGUUAAAAUUAUAUGCACAAUUAUAUAUCAAAUUAUAAUUCUCUUAUAACAUAGAUCUUUUUUUAUUAAAUUUUCUAAGAAUUUUGAGUAUGUGGACAAUAAAUAACUGUAUGUAAAUUAGUAUUAACAGCUUGUAGUUUAAUAACGGUUAUUUAAUUCGUAUAGUGUCGAAGAAGGAAUUGAUUUAGAUGUACAAUUGAACAAUCUAACUGAAGAAUUAACCCGGAAUGACGUGAUUGUAAUAUCUGACGAGUCGGAUUCUGAAGACUAUCACCCAGGCAACAUGCAGUAAGUGGAAAACUACUUUAAAAAAUUAAAUGCAUCCAUAAACUAUAUUCCCAUCGCGCAACUUAUUUGUUUGAAUAAUGGUAACGGAGGUGGAACGCAAAUUUCUACGUCUUCUCUCAAGCAAUUCGAGAUAAUAGUGCUUAUACAGCCAAUCAAUUCAAAGAUUUGUAAAUUAAAUUAAUUUUUGAACAGAAAUUUGUGAUUUGGGCGUUCUCGGAAUUUAAACAUUUCAAAACGAGAAUUUAUUAAAACUUAUACUCCGCCAGUUGAAUGGAAUUUUGAAGAAAGUUUAUCAUUUCAAUAUCAAUNCAGUAAGUGGAAAACUACUUUAAAAAAUUAAAUGCAUCCAUAAACUAUAUUCCCAUCGCACAACUUAUUUGUUUGAAUAAUGGUAACGGAUGUGGAACGCAAAGUUCUACGUCUUCUCUCCAGCCAUUCGAGAUAAUAGUACUUAUACAGCCAAUCAAAUCACAGAGUUGUAAAUUAAAUUAAUGUUUGUACAGAAAUUUGUGAUUUGGGCGUUCUCGGAAUUUAAACAUUUCAAAACGAGAAUUUAUUAAAACUUAUACUCCGCCAGUUGAAUGGAAUUUUGAAGAAAGUUUAUCAUUUCAAUAUCAAUUUUGAUUCUUAGUGUCCCUCCGGCCACCCUCUCGGAAAACAGUAACCUUCGCUACAUAGCAACUGUCGUAGUUGAACAUUUAUGAGGGUAGUUUUAAAAUUUAAUAAAUACCUGUACCAUCAGUGAAUAAUACGCAAUUAAUAACUAUAGCCACGAAACUACAAACGUUACGAUCAUUAUGUCCAAAAAUAAGAAAAAAAAAAUUUUAAAUGUUCUAUCUAACCGAAAAUAGGGUAAAUCUUUGACAAAUCUAAGAGCCAAUUUUUAAGGGGUUAAGAUAAAAAUCAUUCUAAUCCAUAUAAAUCCAACAACCAUGUCUUAUACACAAUUCACAUCACUAAUCGAAGAAGAUUGAUUCAUUAUGUCCCAAUAAUCGUAGCUUUUAUGAUCAUUUACAAAACAUUACUUUUUUUAAUAUUUAAAUAAUCUUUUACACUCACGAAAAAAUUUAUAUUUUCCUUUUCUAACAGAGUGUUGUGUUUAAACAUAUUAUUAAAUAAGGUGUAUCAAUUAUUGCACCAAAACGAAUUUCGAACGACUGAACUAAAGAGUCGACAUAAGUUGUAAACAAUAUUUAUUAUGUAUAUGUUACAAAACAUUACUUUUUUUAAUAUUUAAACAAUCUUUUGCACUCACGAAAAAAUUUAUAUUUUCCUUUUCUAAAAGAGUGUUGUGUUUAAACAUAUUAUUAUAUAAGGUAUUUCCUUUAUUGCAUCAAAACGAAUUUCGAACGACUGAACUAAAGAGUUGACAUAAGUUGUAAACAAUAUUUAUUAUGUAUAUGUUAAUUAUACAUAGAGAUUAGAACUUCCUUAUAUAGGUUAGAUAAUACUAUAAUAUGGAGAUAAGUUUGUUUUGACACUACUGAUUGCAAGAUAAUGUCCAAGCUAAAAUUAUAUAUCAAAUUAUAAUUCUCUUAUAACAUAGAUCUUUUUUUAUUAAAUUUUCUAAGAAUUUUGAGUAUGUGGAGAAUAAAUUACUGUAUGUAAAUUAGUAUUAACAGCUUGUAGUUUAAUAACGGUUAUUUAAUUCGUAUAGUGUCGAAGAAGGAAUUGAUUUAGAUGUACAAUUGAACAAUCUAACUGAAGAAUUAACCCGUAAUGACGUGAUUGUAAUAUCUGACGAGUCGGAUUCUGAAGACUAUCACCCAGGCAACAUGCAGUAAGUAGAAAACUACUUUAAAAAAUUAAAUGCAUCCAUAAACUAUAUUCCCAUCGCGCAACUUAUUUGUUUGAAUAAUGGUAACGGAUGUGGAACGCAAAGUUCGACGUCUUCUCUCCAGCCAUUCGAGAUAAUAGUGCUUAUACAGCCAAUCAAUUCAAAGAUUUGUAAAUUAAAUUAAUGUUUGUACAGAAAUUUGUGAUUUGGGCGUUCUCGGAAUUUAAACAUUUCAAAACGAGAAUUUAUUAAAACUUAUACUCCGCCAGUUGAAUGGAAUUUUGAAGAAAGUUUAUCAUUUCAAUAUCAAUUUUGAUUCUUAGUGUCCCUCCGGCCACCCUCUCGGAAAACAGUAACCUUCGCUACAUAGCAACUGUCGUAGGUGAACAUUUAUGAGGGUAGUUGUAAAAUUUAAUAAAUACCUGUACCCAUCAGUGAAUAAUACGCAAUUAAUAACUAUAGCCACUAAACUAAAAACGUUAUGAUCAUAAUGUCUAAAAAUAAGAAAAAAAAAAUUUUAAAUGUUCUAUCUGACCGAAAAUAGGGUAAAUCUUGGACAAAUCUAAGAGCCAAUUUUUAAGGGGUUAAGAUAAAAAUCAUUCUAAUCCAUAUAAAUCCAACAACCAUGUCUUAUACACAAUUCACAUCACUAAUCGAAGAAGAUUAAUUCAUUAUGUCCCAAUAAUCGUAGCUUCUUUGAUCAUUUACAAAACAUUACUUUUUUUAAUAUUUAAACAAUCUUUUACACUCACGAAAAAAUUUAUAUUUUCCUUUUCUAACAGAGUGUUGUGUUUAAACAUAUUAUUAAAUAAGGUGUAUCAAUUAUUGCACCAAAACGAAUUUCGAACGACUGAACUAAAGAGUCGACAUAAGNGUUAAAAUUAUAUGCACAAUUAUAUAUCAAAUUAUAAUUCUCUUAUAACAUAGAUCUUUUUUUAUUAAAUUUUCUAAGAAUUUUGAGUAUGUGGACAAUAAAUAACUGUAUGUAAAUUAGUAUUAACAGCUUGUAGUUUAAUAACGGUUAUUUAAUUCGUAUAGUGUCGAAGAAGGAAUUGAUUUAGAUGUACAAUUGAACAAUCUAACUGAAGAAUUAACCCGGAAUGACGUGAUUGUAAUAUCUGACGAGUCGGAUUCUGAAGACUAUCACCCAGGCAACAUGCA
Molecule: messenger RNA, 8275 nt
Organism: Cinara cedri
Lineage: Eukaryota; Metazoa; Arthropoda; Insecta; Hemiptera; Aphididae
Source: the annotation of a GenBank genome assembly